ACCACCGUUGAUACAGAGAGACGCAGAUUCAUCGAACCCUCGACCUCUAUAAAGCCAUCACAAGGCUUUUUCAUUGCCCUAUCUAUACUCGGGGGGAGAGAGAGAGAGAGUCCAGAAAGCAAAGCAAACGCAAGGCGACGUCUCUCUAUUCUGUUUCUUCUUCAGCUUGAAACCAAUGGCAACGGAGACCUUCCUAUUCACAUCUGAAUCAGUGAAUGAGGGGCACCCAGAUAAGCUCUGCGACCAGAUCUCUGAUGCAGUGCUUGAUGCCUGCUUAGCACAGGACCCUGACAGCAAAGUUGCCUGUGAGACUUGCACCAAGACCAACAUGGUCAUGGUUUUUGGAGAGAUCACUACCAAGGCCAAUGUGGAUUAUGAGAAAAUUGUGCGCGAUACUUGCCGGGCUAUUGGAUUUGUGUCUGAUGAUGUGGGUUUGGAUGCCGAUAACUGCAAGGUUCUUGUUAACAUUGAGCAGCAGAGCCCAGAUAUUGCCCAGGGCGUCCAUGGCCAUCUAACCAAGCGCCCUGAGGAGAUUGGUGCUGGUGAUCAGGGUCACAUGUUCGGUUAUGCAACUGAUGAGACCCCUGAGUUGAUGCCCCUCAGCCAUGUUCUUGCAACCAAGCUUGGAGCUCGCUUGACUGAGGUUCGCAAGAACGGGACCUGUCCAUGGCUGCGGCCUGAUGGUAAAACCCAAGUGACCGUUGAGUAUUACAAUGACAAUGGUGCCAUGGUUCCCGUUCGAGUGCACACUGUGCUCAUCUCCACCCAGCAUGAUGAGACUGUCUCCAAUGAUGAAAUUGCCGCUGAUCUUAAGGAGCAUGUCAUCAAGCCUGUUAUUCCCGAGAAGUACUUGGAUGAGAAAACCAUCUUCCAUCUUAACCCCUCUGGCCGGUUUGUCAUUGGUGGGCCUCAUGGUGAUGCCGGUCUCACUGGUCGGAAGAUCAUCAUCGACACUUAUGGUGGGUGGGGAGCUCAUGGUGGUGGUGCUUUCUCCGGAAAGGACCCCACCAAGGUGGAUAGGAGUGGAGCAUACAUUGUCAGGCAAGCUGCAAAGAGCAUUGUGGCUAAUGGACUUGCCCGGAGGUGCAUUGUGCAGGUUUCUUAUGCCAUUGGUGUUCCUGAGCCCUUGUCUGUUUUUGUUGACACGUAUGGGACUGGGAAGAUUCCCGAUAAAGAGAUUCUCAAGAUCGUGAAGGAGAGCUUCGAUUUUAGGCCUGGCAUGAUCUCCAUCAACCUCGAUCUCAAGAGGGGCGGCAAUGGAAGAUUCUUGAAGACUGCUGCCUAUGGACAUUUUGGCAGGGAUGACCCAGACUUUACAUGGGAGGUGGUUAAGCCCCUCAAGUGGGAUAAGGUUCAAGCUUGAUCAAUCCUAUGGUGUGGGUGGUGAUCGGUUGUCAAAGCAUAAUUUCCUUUGAUUUUGCUUAUCGCUUCGCGUGUUCUUAUUUUUCAUUUGCUAUUAAAAUUUCUUUGUUUAAGCGGCAUCACAGUUGAAAGACUGACUGACAAUGUGUAUCAGUUCUCUAUAUUCUGCAUGCAUAGCUAUGACUGCUGUGAGAAACGAGUUUGUAUCCGGCAGUAUAGCUGCAGUACAUUUGCUAGGCUCUGUGAGUGUUUCAAAAUAAAAAUUUGAAUGCAUUUAUUGAGGCUUAGUCUUGUCUCAUAUAUUUGAUUA
Molecule: messenger RNA, 1672 nt
Organism: Diospyros lotus (date-plum)
Lineage: Eukaryota; Viridiplantae; Streptophyta; Magnoliopsida; Ericales; Ebenaceae
Product: S-adenosylmethionine synthase 2
Exons: 2
Coding region: 176-1363 (395 amino acids)
Biological process (GO): S-adenosylmethionine biosynthetic process
Cellular component (GO): cytosol
Molecular function (GO): methionine adenosyltransferase activity; ATP binding
Source: RefSeq, a predicted model, not a curated record